GCGUGUCGAAGCGGAAGCGCAAGCAGGCAAUGUAGCCCCUCUCCGUUUCCACGAUGCGUUUGAUAACCUAAAGCGACCAAGUUCGUGUCACACCCCUGGAAUACGUUUCGUGACAGCGCGCGACGGGCUAUACGUUUCUCGCGUUCAUAUCUACGCAGUUUGGCAUCCUUUCGCGAAACGUGAACAUGGCCGCACUGCUUCCCGAGGUUCGAGGACUUCAAGCGGAUGAGAAUGAAUCCAGAAUCUUAAGGGUAAAAGUCAUCGCUGGAAUCGGGCUGGCCAAGAAGGACAUUCUGGGUGCCAGUGACCCGUACACGAGGAUCUCUCUGUAUGAUCCAGUGAAUGGAGAAAUCACCAGCCUGCAAACCAAAACCAUUAAGAAGUCGUUGGAUCCGAAGUGGAGUGAGGAGUUCUUCUUUAGAGUGCAUCCCAGGAAACAUCGCCUUUUAUUUGAGGUGUUUGAUGAAAACCGAUUGACGAGAGAUGACUUUCUCGGACAGGUGGAUGUUCCGCUCCAUCAGAUCCCAACUGAAAAUCCAAAUGCGGAAAGACCCUACACAUUCAAGGACUUUCUCCUGCACCCGAGAAGUCACAAGUCCCGGGUGAAAGGUCAUCUCAGACUGAAGAUGACUUACCUGCCCCAAAACAGCGACACAGAGGACGAUCCGGCUGAACAGAACGAGAGUCUGGAUCCUGGUUGGGAGCUUCUGGAGCCUCAUGAGUUGUGUAGUCCACAUCAUCCUCAUCAGCUGCCUGCGCUGCCCCCUGGCUGGGAGGAGAGGCAGGACAACCUGGGACGAACAUACUACGUCAACCAUGAGAGCAGACGCACCCAGUGGCACCGACCCACAAUACAAGACUGUCAGACAGAGGAUGAGCAGAGACAGGACAGCAACACCGAGUCUCAGCGGGCCUUUCUCACACGCAGACAAAUAUCUGAACACAACGAAAGCCAUGAGCAGAGAGAGUCACCAGAGAGUUGGGAGAUCAUAACAGCAGAUGAUAGCACACUGUAUAACAGUCUCAGCGAGCGUUCACCGCCUCCUCCUCACUCACCGAUGGAGUUCUCAGGAUUCUGUGAAGAGUUCAACAGAUUUCAGCUGGGAAGCGACAGACGCACAUCACUCACGCCGCAGGGUCACGGCAGUCGCAGGGGAAGUGGACAGAACCUCACAGUUGAAGAACAUCCCAUUCACCCUGUGUUAUUGCCCACCUCCGCCGGUUUGCCUCCGGGAUGGGAGGAGAAGAAGGACAGUAAAGGGAGGAUUUAUUACGUCAAUCACAACAGCAGGACAACCACCUGGACACGCCCACUCAUUCAGCUCAUACAGCCGGCAUCAGAGACGGUGGCGGGCAACACAUUGACCCCGUCCCAGAAUGCCUCAGGUUACGCUCCGCCGCUGCUCUCCCCGGACGUGUCCCCGCAGCACACACACACGCCGGAGCACACGGGACUGAUCCCGCCCGGCUGGGAGAUUCGCAGCGCUCCGAACGGACGGCCGUUCUUCAUAGACCACAACACUAAGACCACCACAUGGGACGACCCCCGGCUCAAGGUUCCCCUGCAGAUGAGGAGGAGAGUCUCUCUUGACCCCACUGACCUCGGCCCGCUGCCGCCCGGUUGGGAGGAGAGGGUCCACAGUGACGGCAGAAUCUUCUACAUCGAUCACAACACAAAAAACACACAGUGGGAAGACCCGAGACUGCAGAACUCGGCCAUCACUGGUCCUGCUGUGCCGUACUCCAGAGAUUAUAAACAGAAGUAUGAUUACUUCCGCAAGAAACUGAAGAAACCAUCAGACAUCCCAAACCGCUUCGAGUUGAACGUGAGACGGAACGCUGUCCUGGAGGACUCGUACCGCCGGAUUCUGUCCGUCAAACGUCCGGAUCUGCUGAAGGCCCGCCUCUGGGUGGAGUUUGAGGGCGAGAAGGGGCUGGACUAUGGAGGCGUGGCUCGGGAAUGGUUCUUCCUCAUCUCCAAAGAAAUGUUUAACCCGUAUUACGGGCUGUUCGAGUAUUCUGCCACAGAUAACUACACACUACAGAUAAACCCUAACUCUGGUCUGUGUAAUGAGGACCACCUGUCGUACUUUAACAUCAUCGGCCGGGUCGCUGGAAUGGCCGUUUAUCACGGGAAGCUGCUGGACGCGUUCUUUAUCCGGCCCUUCUACAAGAUGAUGCUGCAGAAGCUGAUCACAUUACAGGACAUGGAGUCUGUGGACAGCGAGUACUUCAAUUCUCUCAAAUGGAUCCUGGAGAAUGACCCCACAGAUCUGGACCUGAGGUUUACCAUCGACGAAGAGCUUUUUGGACAGACACAUCAGCACGAGCUGAAGCCGGGAGGAGCAGAGAUCGUCAUAGAUGACAGCAACAAAAAGGAGUACAUUCAUCUGGUGAUACAGUGGAGGUUUGUAGACAGAAUCCAGAGACAGAUGACGGCAUUUAAAGAGGGAUUUUAUGAGCUGAUCCCUCAAGACCUGAUCAAGAUCUUCGAUGAGAAUGAGCUGGAGCUGUUGAUGUGCGGUUUAGGUGACGUAGAUGUCAACGACUGGAGAGAAAACACUAAAUAUAAAAACGGCUACAACCAAAAUCAUCCUGCUAUCAUCUGGUUCUGGAAGACUGUUCUGUUGAUGGAUGCGGAGAAGAGAAUCCGUUUGCUGCAGUUUGUGACGGGCACGUCUCGUGUACCAAUGAACGGCUUCGCUGAGCUUUACGGAUCCAACGGCCCGCAGUUGUUUACCAUCGAGCAGUGGGGUACGCGUGACAAACUGCCCCGCGCGCACACAUGUUUCAAUCGACUCGAUCUUCCUCCAUACGAGACGUUCGAGGAGUUACGUGAAAAACUGCACAUGGCCAUUGAGAACGCUCAGGGUUUCGACGGCGUGGACUAGAUUCAGACCGCCGCAGCAACAGCGUUACCAUGGCGACAGCAUCACGAUGGCCAGUUUUAAAAGAAGACGGCACACGAGCAAAACGAAGGAUGGAGAACGAACUGACCUGAGAGCAGUUUCAGCAGGAGACAGAAUGAAUGUGCUGUUACAAAAGCUGAUUUAGGGACAUCUGAUUUGUCCUCUGGCUCUGUAUCACAAGCUUGUUUGUUUGUGAUGUUUACAAAAUUAUGUUUUGUAUCGUAUCUCUGCACACAGCUCAGUAUGUUUCUGCAUACAUUAUUUCUAAAUAGCUAUAGAUUUGAUUGUAUAUAUGCAUUUCAGCAUAAUAAAUAUUUAUGAUGCAUGCUUUUGACUCACGCAUUAUAGUCGUAAGAGUCGUGCAGCAUUUGCCAGACAGGGUCUACUGAAGAUUUCCUGUAAUGCAGAAAACGAGACCAUUAAUAUUCAUUGUGUGUACAAACAAUGCCAUCUUAUUGAUGUUCUGAAGUAGAAUUUAAGUGCUAUCUGCACAGACAAACAAAUAUCUGUGUCUUUUCUCAAUAUUAUAUCUUAAUUGGUACCUUUUCUGACUUCGACUUUACGUUUACAUCUUUUUUAUGUUUACAUCAUUACGGACACCCCACUUUAAAAAAAAUGAAUGCUGGUUGUUUUUUUACUGAUUUUGAUGUUUGACGCACUUUUCUAAAAGUUCAAGUUUUAUCAAGUCUUAUCGAUAUAUCGUCUCUGUUGAGCUAUAUCGUGAUUUUGUGACAAAUCAUCGCUUUACUGUAUAUCAUUUCCUAAAUGUUUACAGCGUAAAUAUUGCUUAAAGUAAGCACAUUUUGUCUCGCAACAAACACGUUGGACUGUUAAAUAACUUUGCCUUUAUUUGUAAUAUAAAAUGAUUUGAUUCAGUGUCCCAAAGAACAACUUUAUCCUUUAAUGGAGAAACACUUGUAAUGUCUAUACUAUUGUAUAAUUAAAGGCUACUAUAUGAACGUUUAUUGCAUUUCUACAGAUGGUUAAAGCGUUUUUGGCAGUGAAGAGAGAACUGUCUGAGAUUCUUUUCUAUUAAAGCUUUAAGAGCAAAAGUGUCUUUAAAGGGACAGUUCACCCAAAAAUGAAAAUUCUGUCACCAUUUACUCACGCUCAAGUUGUUCUAAACCUGUAUACAUUUCUUUGUUUUGUUGAACACAAAGGAAGAUAUCUGGAAGAAUGUCAGUAACCAAACAUUUCUUCUCCUCCAUUUACUGCCGUUACUGCAUUCUUUAAAAUUUCUUUCUUUGUGUUAAGCAGAACAAAGAAUUUUUUACAGGUUUGGAACUAUCUGAGGGUAAGUAAAUGAUGACAGAAUUUUCAUUUUUGGGUGAACUGUCCCUUUAAUGUCAAAGUAGAUUGUGCUGAUUUGACUUGUCAUGCCAAUCUUUACGGCUUUGUAUUUUUGGAAAAUUAAAUAAAAGAGCAUAUCUUC
Messenger RNA from Triplophysa rosa, 4341 nucleotides. RefSeq names its product NEDD4 E3 ubiquitin protein ligase a (gene nedd4a). The transcript has 29 exons. Gene Ontology annotation, biological process: receptor internalization; receptor catabolic process; neuromuscular junction development. NCBI's taxonomy places the organism in Eukaryota, Metazoa, Chordata, Actinopteri, Cypriniformes, Nemacheilidae. Bases 186 to 2891 code for a protein of 901 amino acids. The record is from RefSeq and is a predicted model, not a curated record. Gene Ontology annotation, molecular function: protein binding; sodium channel inhibitor activity; ubiquitin protein ligase activity.